Messenger RNA from Episyrphus balteatus (marmalade hoverfly), 471 nucleotides. RefSeq names its product cytochrome c oxidase subunit 6B2-like. Gene Ontology annotation, cellular component: respiratory chain complex IV; mitochondrion. The transcript has a single exon. The record is from RefSeq and is a predicted model, not a curated record. Bases 112 to 369 code for a protein of 85 amino acids. NCBI's taxonomy places the organism in Eukaryota, Metazoa, Arthropoda, Insecta, Diptera, Syrphidae.
AAUAUUUUUCUAUUUAACUUGGAUGUAGUUUUCAAAUCUUCACAAUUUUUUUUUAUUAUUUCUGAUUGAAUUGAAAAUUCCUGUUGAUAGUUUGUAUAUUGAAAAAGAAGAAUGCCCAAAAAGAAGGAACCAGUUGAAAUUAAACUAGGAAGUGUUCCUAAGGACCCUCGAUUUCCAAGUCAGAACCAAACACGAUAUUGUUAUGAGAGCUAUUGUGAUUAUUUUCGUUGCAUGAAAAAGCUUGAAGUUGGUCAGGAUCAAGAGUCAUGUAACUAUUUUAAGAAAGCUUUUACUGUGAUGUGUCCUAACGAUUGGAUUUCAAAAUGGAAUGAUCAACGUGAAGCUGGAACUUUUCCGGGAAGAAUUUAAUUAUUUUUUUUUUACAAUUUCUUUUGAUUCAAUUAAAUAACAAAUUAUACACUAUUUGAAAAUAAAAAGAAAAAUUACAUAAUUUGAAGAAUUAUUAUUAUU